Molecule: messenger RNA, 495 nt
Organism: Prorocentrum cordatum
Lineage: Eukaryota; Dinophyceae; Prorocentrales; Prorocentraceae
Source: the annotation of a GenBank genome assembly
GGUCAGGGCGCCCGUCGUGCCCCGCGGGGAGGAGGUCCCGUGGCCCGCGGGCCUGGUGCGGGCCAGAGCCCCGCUCGAGGAGCAGGCCCUGCUCGGCGCCUGGCGCGAGGCGGAGCUCCCGUGGCCCGCCUUCCCGGCGGAGGACAGCAGCGGCGGCGUCUCGGAGCGCCCAUCGCGGGCGUUCGACUCGCCGAAUCGGACGCAGCGGCGCCGGAUGCAGCGCCGGAUCAAGAAGAUCACAGACAGGCAGAUGGUGUCCGAGGACUCGAACGGCACGCGGACUGUAGGCAUGUUUCCAGGACAUUUCGUGCAGCCGGCAUCGGCUUGUUUUUAUAUGUUCAUGUGACUGUGGAGCCGAGCGGUGUGGCGUGGGUUCGUCUAUUGAUGAUCAGCAGCACAAGGCUCAAGCUACACGGUGUUUUGGCGAUAUCGUGGCUCGUUUUCGCUUUGAGUUCGUUUUGGCGGCGAAGGCAGUACGAAGACAGAACGGAGGAG